UAUUUUAUUGUGUUGAAAUAGAAUAUUAAGUGACAUUAAAAAUAAUAGCGCUGUAAUUAAGAGGAAUAAAGAAUUGAAGAGUAAUUAACGUGGUCCAAGUGUCCAAGGGGCUAGCUUUAAAUACAAGAAUACAAGGUUGAAGACGAAGACAGAAGAAAAGCGAAGAAAGAAAGUUUGCAUCCACAUCUCUUAAAGUUUGAUAAAUUAAAGACAGCUAAAACGGGUCUCCCUCUGUGGAUGCUUGGUUUAGGUGCGGACCUCUUGUGGGCCGACAUGAACCGUCUCCUUGCCUUUCUCUUCCACCAGGGAGUGUUGGAUGAACAAUUCUUGCAGCUUCAGCAGCUGCAAGAUGAGACAUCCCCUAACUUCGUCUCCGAGGUUGUCAACAUUUAUUUCCACGAAUCCGAAAAGCUUCUCACCAAUCUCAGAGCUUUGCUGAUGGAGAGAGAGUUCUCGGACUAUAAGAAAAUGGGGAUCCAUUUGAAUCAGUUCAUGGGUAGCAGCUCAAGUAUUGGAGCCAAGAGAGUCAGAAACGUUUGCGUUGCCUUUCGUGCUGCUACUCAACAGAAUAACCGUGCUGGAUGCUUGCGCGCCUUGGAGAUGUUGGAGCAUGAAUAUUGCUAUCUCAAGAACAAGUUGCAUGAAUUAUUCCAAAUUGAGCAGCAACGGGCUUUGGCAGCAGGAGUUAGGUACCCGGCGCAGAAUUAAAAGAAAGCAAAUGAAAUGAUGUGCCAAAUAUUUUUGGUGUUUCUGGUUUCAUAAGGCCAAGGGCACGUCUUUCCGGUUUUAGACAGACCAAGCUUUUGUACUUGCUUCUGUAGGGAAUGCAAAAAAGGGAUCACCGUCUCUGCCGUUUUGGAUUCUCUAGUGUACGUAGUGCCAUCAUGCUAUGCUUUGCUUCGCUGUUCACUUUUUCAACUAAAGUGGACCAAAUCUAUUCAAACUUCCUGCUGUUACCCUAUUACUAUUCAUAUAUAUAUACAAUUUGUGUCGUCCUCUUUGUAUUA
Cajanus cajan (pigeon pea) is the source of this 1007-nucleotide messenger RNA. RefSeq names its product pseudo histidine-containing phosphotransfer protein 6. The record is from RefSeq and is a predicted model, not a curated record. Lineage: Eukaryota; Viridiplantae; Streptophyta; Magnoliopsida; Fabales; Fabaceae. Gene Ontology annotation, biological process: cytokinin-activated signaling pathway; phosphorylation; phosphorelay signal transduction system. Gene Ontology annotation, cellular component: cytoplasm; nucleus. Gene Ontology annotation, molecular function: protein histidine kinase binding; histidine phosphotransfer kinase activity.